This is a messenger RNA of Agrilus planipennis (emerald ash borer), 1135 nucleotides long. Its product is annotated as putative neugrin-like protein DDB_G0288135. NCBI's taxonomy places the organism in Eukaryota, Metazoa, Arthropoda, Insecta, Coleoptera, Buprestidae. The coding region runs from base 82 to 1116 and encodes 344 amino acids. Gene Ontology annotation, cellular component: nucleus. The transcript is spliced from 2 exons. The record is from RefSeq and is a predicted model, not a curated record.
AUCUAUGGAUAUGAUCUAUGAUUAUGAUUAUUGAGGUUACAUGCAUGAAACAAAGCUAUGAAAUAAAAAAAGUAAACAAAUAUGUUCAGUGCCUUAAAACUGUUGAAACCAUUUGGAGAAUUAUUUGAAUCACGGUUAAAUUGUAAUAGAAAAUAUCGUAUUCAUUUAUCGAAGAGUCGAAGGCAUAGAUCUAAUCCGGAAAUUCAGUCCGAAGAUGAUUUCGAAGAAGAGGGAGAAGCAGAUUUUAUGAACUUAAAUUUAUCUUAUGACAAACACGUUGAUGAAUUGAAAACAUUAAAGGAAAGAGAGAAACGUUUAAUUGUGAGGCAAAAAUAUUUUAAACAAACGUUGCCUAAUUUUCUAACUUGGAGCGAGAAAGAACAAAUAAGGUACCUUCAUCAUUCUGAUCCAGAAUUGUGGACAUUUGAAAAGCUUUCUGAUGGGUUUCCUGCUUUACCAAGAGUAAUAAGUAAAGUUAUUAAAUCAUCUUGGACUAAAUUGAAUGAUAAUAAAAUUAAAGCUCAUGAUAUUUCUGUUCAAGAAAAUUGGGAUUUAUUCAAACAAGGAAAAUUAUCACGUUUACCAAAUGAAUUAGUUGAUCAUUUAAAACAAUUCCAACAAAGAAAAAUCAACAUAGGAGAAAAGUUUGCAGCAAGAAAUGAGAGAAGCCAGAAAGAGGAAACACCAGCCGGAGAAUUUUCUGAGAUCAUUAAAAGCUAUGAUCGUUUGAAAAAUAAAAAGACAGAUGAGACUGUAACGAGUAAUGACAUCAAUAUUUUCGAUUAUAAAAAAGUACAAAAAGAAACAUAUUUGAUAACUCCUCCUGAUCAUUUUGAAAAUAAAAGGCAUGUUCAACUGAAAUUUUUAGAAUCAGAAAAUAAAAUUAGAACUAUCCCCAACGAUUUACUUGAAAAAAAUGAAGUAGAAUAUAGGAAAUGUUCUGAAACUAAAGUAGUUUCUAUGGGUAGACAAAAAAAGGACUAUAGUUUCUUACUUUAUCCUCAAAAAAUACGAAUUCCUGCUAAAGUAAGGAAAUCAGGCUGCAUUUAUAAAUUACAAGACAGUUUUUAUGAUGAUGAUGGAGAGUUUUUGUAUAGGGUUCCUGGAAUGCUGUAAUAAAAUAAUUGAAGUUGUA